Penicillium brasilianum is the source of this 4871-nucleotide messenger RNA. NCBI's taxonomy places the organism in Eukaryota, Fungi, Ascomycota, Eurotiomycetes, Eurotiales, Aspergillaceae. The record is from the annotation of a GenBank genome assembly.
GCGACUCACCAGCACAACCAACCAUCGCAAUCACCCGAACCUUGCGAGGCAGCUGAUGCGCCUCACUGGGCUAGCUAGAGGAUCACUUUGCUCUUUUGCGCUCUUUCCAAUCGACUGACUCAUUACAUGGUACUGACCAUCACUCACCUGUCAGCCUCCCAUCUUUGAGUGGUUGCGUGCGGGGGCGUUUGAUUUGCUUAUCGAUCCCGCGAAUGUUCCUUAUCGCCUGGUUGGAGCUGUCUGAGCUGCCUGACCCGCUCGCUGGUUGAUUCACUUGCCAGCGUCUGACUAUACACACUUCAUAUGAUAUGACCUUGUCAGUUGCAUAUCUGCUGCUUGGCUUGCCGUGAUAGAAGCCCGCCUGACGCGGGCUCCCCGAGGCCAAUAACCAUCCCUGAUCGCCAUCCUAUCGGCCCCGGCCAUCCACACCACGGCCUGACCCCCCCGAUCACUACCACUCAUUCUCCACACCGGCUUUGGGCUUGCUCAACCUGAGCCCUCGACUUUCUUCAGAAAUAACGAGUUGUGAUGCGGCCUUUCUUAGAUGAUGCCAAACGGCAGCCAGAACGGGCGGAUCAAAGGCUGAGUGCAAGCAUGAGGCCGUCAUCUGGCCAGCGCUUGCUUUCCGAUCGAAUGCCGGAGCGAUUUAGAGAUGGCGAUGAUGCCCAGGUUGACUACACAGCUCCACCACAGAACAUGCGUUCUAGAGAUGGCCAUAUGCACUAUAUGCAACAGUCUCUGUUCUCUGUUCUAGCUGCCGUUGGCUCGAGAUCCGAUUUCCGCGGUCGCUUCGACGACUCGAGCGAUAGCGAUGGAGAAGCCGGAGAAUCACAUACAAAGACCGGCCUACAAUCGGGAUCUAGUCGGGAAGGUUCAUCGGACCGACGUCGUACCAGCAAGAAGACGACCACAAAUUCACGAGACGAAGCCGAGGAACGAGGACGCCGCCAUCAAAGGACGAAAUCAGAGAACAAAAUACUGCGGAGUAUACCUGGCGUUGGAUCUCAGGACAAACCAGACGAGCCGCUGGCGGCUAGUGGAGCGACUCUUAAAGUACCGACGAGGCGAACACGUAGUGCCACACCUCGGGCAGCUCCCAUCCUCACUCGCAUGAUACAAGCUCAGAACCGCUUCGAUGGCGCCACGGAGCCCGAAAACCCGCCAUCCAGGCCAGAGUCUCCGAGUCAUGACCCCUUAGAACCAUCUGAAUCUUCGGCCUUGUCAACGAGGCUAAUGGAAAUGUUUGGUUUCGAAAGGCCUGAGAAGGUUUUGGUGGAAUAUGCUUGCGCUCUGCUGCGGAGCAUGCUCCUCCAAGGAUAUAUGUAUGUCACGGAAGGACAUAUCUGCUUCUAUGCCUACCUCCCGAAGAAGUCGACCACAGCCAUCAAAUCUGGAUUUCUCGCGAAGCGUGGUCGGAAGAAUCCCAAAUACAACCGCUAUUGGUUUGUGUUGAAGGGUGACGUUUUAUCAUACUACGCCGAUCCUUCGAACCUAUACUUUCCCAGUGGUCAUGUAGAUCUUCGGUACGGCAUCUCCGCGUCGCUCGCGGAGACCAAGGCCCAAGGGUCUGAUGCAAAGGAUUUUCAAGUCACCACCGAUCAGAGAACUUAUCAUUUCCGGGCCGAUAGUGCAGCCAGUGCCAAGGAGUGGGUGAAAUCUCUCCAGCAGAUCAUAUUCCGGUCCCACAAUGAAGGCGACAGUGUCAAGAUCGCGUUUCCCGUUGAAAGUGUGAUUGAUUUGGAGGAGAGUCCCAUGGCCGAGUUUGCCGAGACCUUCAAAAUUCGUGUCCUCGAUAACAACGAGACCUAUGCCAUCGACGAGUAUUUCUUCACUUUCUUCAACUCUGGUCAGGAUGCCUUCAAUUAUUUGAAGAGCUUAGUCCAUUCUUCCCCCGCGAAGAAUUUAUCGGAUGAUUCCCCCCACAAGAGCGACGACAAAGUUCAAUAUGAAAUUUGCAGCAGAGAUUCGAAUAUAAUGGCCGCCAACAGCCGACGUUUGUCUCUUCCGACAGAUGAUCAGUCCCCACAUGGCCGAAGCACGAGCAUUGAGAACGACCCUCAGGAUUCCGCAGAUUCGUUUGCUCCGUCAAUAGAUCGAGGCACGGAAUCAUCGCGUAUCGUCCAGUCACUCACCGAGACCAAUGAAUCUGCGAGUCAAAUACUCAAUCGAAGUGAUGUCUUCCAGUCACCUACCAUGCGAUCACUACCGAGGCGUCCUUCUGACGUGGGUGCUACUGGUCGGCGACGAUCGGAUGAUACUGCUCGAUCCGCAUCCGCACGACUGGGCGGUAUAGUGCGCAGAGACAGCUCGGGACUAUCGAGCCCUAGCAGAAAUGCAGAAGACAGUCGUGUUGCUCGCGGGCCUGCAGACCAGAGGAUUUCAAACCCUUCCCGGUAUCCCCCCGGCGCACCUUUGAAUGAUCUCGUGAAAGCUGGCGUAUACCCGCUCCAGCGUGCGGCUGGGUUCGCUGAAUACCUCAAAAGCAGAUCAAAACAAAUGAGCAGCUUACUAGCAACGGAAUCAAUGGGCUAUAUCGAGAAGGUUUCUGGCAUGUGGGCAGGGGGUCAAAAACAUUAUGGUGAAACAGAAGAAGUGAUUCAUGAUGACCCGACAGUUGAUCCAGAGGAUAAGCAAGGCGGGCUCAAGCAUGGCGACCGGUUCCGAGCGCAUUUCGGUCUACCUCCGACUGAACAUCUCCAAGCAACAUACUAUGCAUACUUGACCCGCGUUCUCCCUCUUUAUGGAAAAAUAUAUCUCAGCGAGAGGAAGAUUUGUUUCCGCAGUCUGCUUCCCGGUACUCGCACAAAGAUGAUUUUACCGCUCAAAGAUGUCGAGAACGUGGAGAAGGAGAAAGGCUUCCGCUUCGGCUAUCACGGGCUUGUUGUCAUAGUUCGCGGUCAUGAGGAGCUUUUCUUCGAGUUUAAUACCGCAGAUGCACGAGAUGACUGCGCUGUUACACUGCAUCAAAACCUCGAGUCCGUCAAGUAUCUGGUGGAGUCGGGCAUGCUUGCAGAGGAAGAGCGCGAUCGAGUCGAAGCUGCCAAAGCGGAGCAUCGUAUGCUUGAAGAAGCUAGACUUGAUAGUCCAGUGGAGCAUGACACCCACCCGACGCUCAAUGAAAGCUCGUCGGAGAUUUCUCCCUUCUUUGACGACCCCCGUGCCUCGAUCAUUAACUUCAAGCCAACCGAAUCCCUGAAGAUCACGUGUCUAACCAUCGGCUCUCGGGGUGAUGUGCAGCCCUACAUUGCCCUGUGCAAGGGACUUCUCGCCGAAGGCCACAAGCCAAAGAUUGCAACCCACGCUGAAUUUGAACCGUGGAUUCGCAGUCAUGGUAUUGACUUUGCUCUCGUAGACGGAGACCCUGCCGAGCUGAUGCGGAUCUGUGUGGAGAAUGGGAUGUUCACAUACUCUUUCCUUCGUGAAGCUACAUCGAAGUUUAGGGGAUGGAUUGAUGACUUGCUUUCCUCAUCGUGGACCAGUUGUCAGGGGAGUGAUGUUCUCAUCGAAUCGCCAAGUGCAAUGGCAGGCAUUCACAUCGCUGAGGCUCUUCGGAUUCCCUAUUUCCGUGGCUUCACCAUGCCGUGGUCGAGGACUCGCGCUUACCCACAUGCCUUUGCAGUACCGGAAACCCGUAUGGGGGGAGCCUACAAUUACAUCACAUAUGUGAUGUUUGACAACAUCUUUUGGAAAGCUAUCGCGGGGCAGGUGAACCGUUGGCGUGCUAACGAGUUGGGUCUCAAAGCCACUACUUUGGACAGGAUGCAACAGAACAAAGUUCCAUUUUUGUACAAUUACUCGCCUUCCGUGGUACCACCGCCCCUCGAUUAUCCAGAUUGGAUUCGUAUCACGGGCUACUGGUUCUUGAACGAGGGCUCCGACUGGACUCCGCCCGCUGAGCUCUCUGCCUUUAUCGAGAGAGCUCGCGCUGAUGGCAAAAAGCUUGUCUAUAUUGGAUUUGGAUCGAUUGUUGUCUCGGAUCCCGCUGCCUUGACACGGACGGUUAUUGAGUCAGUUCGAAAAGCGGAUGUUCGAUGUAUUCUCUCCAAAGGAUGGUCGGAUCGACUGGGUGAUCCUUCUAGUCAGAAGCUUGAAAUUCCUCUCCCACCCGAAAUACACCAAAUUCAAUCGGCGCCCCAUGACUGGCUAUUCUCCCAGAUUGACGCUGCCGCUCAUCAUGGAGGAGCAGGUACCACGGGAGCGAGUUUGCGAGCUGGUGUUCCCACAAUUAUCAAGCCAUUCUUCGGGGAUCAGUUUUUCUUCGGGUCUCGUGUUGAAGAUUUAGGUGUGGGAAUCUGCAUGAAGAAACUAAAUGUCAGCGUCUUCUCGCGGGCACUUUGGGAGACUACACACAGUGAGCGAAUGAUUGUCAAGGCUCGAAAUCUGGGCACCCAGAUCCGUAAUGAGGACGGAGUUGCUACGGCCAUUCAAUCUCUCUACAGAGAUAUGGAGUACGCUAAGACCCUCGCACGUCAGCGUUCAAUUGCUUCUUCUACGCCCUUUUCGCCCACUCCUUCCGCUCAGGCCUCGCCAGAUCACGACGACGACGAUGUUGACGAUAUUGAAGAAUGGACGUUUGUCGGCGACGAGAACGAAAUGGAUCUUACGAAGCGAAUGCGGGACCUCUCCGCAUCAGACCGAGAGAAAGUGGCCUCGGCUGUGUUUUAAUGACCUUUUACUGCCAACUGGUUUAAUCUUUCUUACCUUUCUCUUUUUUUCUAUGACUUUCUUUCUAUCAUUUGGUUUGAUUGACUUUGAUUGUCUAAGGAUCUCAAGCACGCGAGCCGUCAUGGUUUACGAAUGCAUGCGAUCCAAAUUAUCUGGUGUUUGCGAGUCUGAUAUCACGAAGAUUUGUUUUUUUUUUUUUUUUUUUU